AACCAACCAACCAACCAACGACGCGACGACAACGAAACCAACAGUUUGUGUCGAGCAUAGAGAAAGUAAAAACCUCCUACUUGCUGACAGUAUUCUCGAAUUUCAGAAAAUCUCGUUCGAUACUACCAAUAGUGGUGGUGCAACUGUGCCCUUUUAUAAAACCCAUAAGAGCGCAGUCGCGCGCCAAGUCUUAUUGGGUGGGAGGUGAUCAGCUGUGAUAGAACAUAACACACACGAGGACACACAUCGAGAUGUUCGUCCUGCAGAAAUCUAUAUUAUCAGCUUGCAGCAGAAAUUCUGGAGGAUCAUGGGCACGUGUUUUACCACCUUCACAUCCUGCGAUAAAGGAUACGAGACAAAGGGAUAUUCACGAAGUUUCUGGAGAUGUUGUUCCUAUCAACAUGGUUAAGGGUAUCGGACAUCUCAGAGAUCCUCGUUUGAAUAAGGGUUUGGCUUUUACACUGAAGGAGAGAAUAUCAUUGGGAAUUCAUGGUCUCCAACCACCACGAUUUAAAACUCAAGAAGAACAAUUGGCAUUAUGCAAGGCUUCGGUUAUGAAAUAUACCGAAGAUUUAAAUCGUUAUCUUUACCUUGUCGAAUUACAGGAAAGAAACGAAAGAUUAUUUUUCCGAUUAUUAAGUGAAAACAUCGAACAAAUGAUGCCAAUUGUUUAUACACCAACUGUUGGAUUAGCUUGUCAAAAAUUUGGUGUCAUAUAUCGUCGACCACGUGGAUUAUUUAUAACAAUAUACGACAAAGGUCACAUUUAUGAGAUUCUCAACAAUUGGCCAGAACAAGCAGUUCGUGCAAUUUGUGUUACCGAUGGCGAGAGAAUUUUAGGUUUGGGUGAUUUAGGUGCCUGUGGUAUGGGAAUACCAGUUGGAAAAUUGGCACUUUACACUGCUUUAGCUGGAAUAAAACCUCAUCAAUGUUUACCAAUUACUAUAGACGUUGGUACAAAUAACGAACAACUACGUGAUGAUCCUCAUUACAUUGGUUUAAACAAACCAAGAAGUCAAGGUGCUGAAUAUGAUGAAUUGAUCGACGAAUUUAUGGCUGCUUGUGUACGAAAAUAUGGACAAAACGUUCUUAUUCAAUUUGAAGAUUUUGGAAAUCACAAUGCUUUUCGUUUUCUGGACAAAUAUCGUGACAAAUAUUGCACUUUUAACGAUGACAUUCAAGGAACAGCUGCUGUAGCAGUUGCUGGUAUACUUGCAUCGAAAAGAAUAACAAAAAGAAAAAUGUCUAAUAACAAAUUUGUAUUUCUUGGUGCUGGUGAGGCAGCAAUAGGAAUAGCUGAUUUAUGCGUGAAAGCAAUGGAAGCUGACGGUUGUACAGAAGCCGAAGCUAGAAAUAAUAUUUGGAUGAUGGAUAUCGAUGGUUUGUUGGUUAAAAAUCGUCCUGAGGGUAAUCUCGAGGGUCAUAAAAUUUGGUAUGCUAAAGAUUACAAGGUAAUGAAAUCAUUGAUCGAUGUUGUUCGGGAAAUUAAGCCAACAGUUUUGAUUGGAGCCUCGGCAGCUGCCGGUGCUUUCACCCCAGAAGUUCUCAAAGAAAUGGCAAAGAACAACGAAAGACCAUUAAUAUUUGCUUUGAGUAAUCCAACAAGUAAAGCUGAGUGUACUGCACAACAAGCUUACGAUUUUACAGAUGGUAGAUGCAUAUUCUCAUCUGGCUCACCCUUUGGCGAAGUGAAACAUAAUGGAAAAACUUACAAACCGGGCCAGGGUAACAACGCAUACAUUUUUCCUGGAAUUGCAUUAGGCGUUAUUGCAACUGGAGUGCAUCAUAUCACUGAAGAUUUAUUCCUCAUUUCUGCUCAAUCAAUAGCCGAUCAUGUGACUAAUGAAGAUCUUGAAAUGGGUAGUUUAUAUCCACCCUUGAGUACCAUUCGUGAAUGUUCUAUCGAUAUUGCUGUUAAAAUAGCCAAUUAUGCUUAUGCCAAAAGUGGUUUAGCUAGCGAAUAUCCCGAGCCAAAGGAUAAACGACAAUUUAUUGUCAGUAAAAUGUAUGAUGCCAAUUAUGAUAGUCCACUGCCAAAUUUAUAUGAUUGGCCAAGUGAUUAUGCCGAACCUCGUGUAUUACCAGACAAAUUAUAACGUGUUGGCGAGUGUUUAACAAGGCAGCGCCUGUGAACAAAACAAAAAUAUACAAAUAUAUACACAAACACAAACAUAUACCUACAACAACACAUACCACACACUCGUUUCUAAAUUUAUUUUAAUGACUGAAAAAGUACGAUCGUUUUCUUAGCCCUUAACGAAUCUAUUCAUUAAAUACUAUUAUUAUUAUUACUAUUAUUAUUACUAUUAUUAUUACUAUGAAGUGAUUAAUUAAAUAAUUCAAUGUGAUUAUAUAAUCAUAAAAAAGUAUUAAAAUAUAAUUAAUAUUCCAUAAUUAUCAAUAUGGUUGUUGUUAAAAAUAGUUAAGGGUUGAGGAUGGUCAGACCGAACAGUAUUUAAAUUAUGAUAAUUAAUUAACAAACAAACAAAAACAAAAAAAAAA
Messenger RNA from Polistes dominula (European paper wasp), 2502 nucleotides. RefSeq names its product NADP-dependent malic enzyme. Gene Ontology annotation, molecular function: malate dehydrogenase (decarboxylating) (NADP+) activity; NAD binding. The record is from RefSeq and is a predicted model, not a curated record. Gene Ontology annotation, biological process: malate metabolic process; pyruvate metabolic process. NCBI's taxonomy places the organism in Eukaryota, Metazoa, Arthropoda, Insecta, Hymenoptera, Vespidae. Gene Ontology annotation, cellular component: mitochondrion.